CGCCGCUCUAUAAAGAGGCGCCCCGCAGGCGGACGGGGACACUUCGGCCCCCAUGGAGGCGCCCGGCUCGGCGUGAGCGAGGGAGGAUCGCCGCCCGCGAGAAGCAGCCAUGGACCUGGACCGGCCACCGCCGAGCGCCCUGCGCUUCCCCGGCUGGAGCGAGUCCUCGCUGCCCUCAGCCCGCGGCCGGGCGGAGCCUCCGGAAAGCGGCUACCCGAGCCUGUGCGGCUACAGCCUGGAGAGCGGCGGAGAGUCCGGCGGGGCCGCCCAGUCCGGCCCGUGGAGCCCCCCGGAGCGGGGCCGAGCGGAGAGGCGGAGGAAGGUGGAGUUCUUCCGCAAGCUGGGCUACUCCUCGCAGGAGGUGCUGGGCGCCCUGCGGAAGCACGGCCCGGAGGCGGACACCAACACCAUCCUCGGGGAGCUGGUGAAGCACGGGGCGGCCCCGGGCGAGAGGGAGAGGGAGCCCGCCCCGGAGGCCUCCGAGGCGGCGCUGCUGCUGCCGCCGCCGCCGCCGCUGCCGCUUUCGAGCAGCCUGCCAGCCCAGCCGGACGAGCAGGAGGGGGACCAUCUGCGGCCGGUUGUGAUCGACGGGAGCAACGUGGCCAUGAGCCACGGAAACAAAGACAGCUUCUCCUGCCGAGGCAUCCAGCUGGCUGUGAACUGGUUUCUGGAUCGUGGACACAAGGAUGUCACAGUCUUCGUCCCGUCUUGGAGGAAAGAGCAUCCACGCUCUGAUGUCGCCAUUACAGACCAGCACAUCCUCCAUGACCUGGAGAAGAAGAACAUCCUCGUGUUCACUCCUUCCCGGCGAGUGGCAGGCAAGCGAGUGGUCUGCUACGAUGACCGCUUCAUUGUGAAGCUGGCCUGGGAGUCAGACGGUAUUGUGGUCUCCAACGAUGUCUACCGGGACCUGCAAGCAGAACGGCCAGAGUGGAAGAAGUUCAUUGAAGAACGCUUGCUGAUGUACUCCUUUGUCAAUGACAAGUUCAUGCCUCCCGAUGACCCCUUGGGACGCCAUGGGCCCAGCCUGGAUAAUUUCCUGAGGAAGACCCCAGCAAUGCCCGAGCACAAGAAGCAGCAGUGCCCCUAUGGCAAGAAGUGCACCUACGGAAUCAAGUGCAAGUUCUACCACCCUGAGCGGCCACACCAGCUGCAGCGCUCUGUUGCCGAUGAGCUCCGGGCCAAUGCCGGGCUCUCCCCCACCAGGGCUGUGCCAGCCACCAAGGAGGAGAGGAGUAGCUGGAGGCCUCCCUACGGGGAGUUCUGGGCCUCUGCCCCUGCGGAGAGUGAGACAGUUCCCCUGCAGAAGGCCUUGGCUGAGAAGACGAGCUCUGCCCACCACGUUAGGCAUGGAGACAUGUCGCCCGUCUUCCUCCCAGCCCGGAAGGGCCACCGUUACAGGAGUUCAGAUCAGUACCAGCAGCCUCCCAGGGACUCCCUUCCCCAUGUCUCCCAAGACCACCUUGACUCGGGCCUCGGCUCCCUUGAGAGCCAGCUCUCUGAGAUGUGGCCCGGUCCUGUCAAGUGGGCCCAGCAGGAGCCGCCUGGGGGCGGGAGCAGCUGCAGGGGGCAGGGGCCUGCCUAUCGCAUCCCUCUCAGCCCAGAAUCCAGGAGGUACAGCCAGUACGUGCCUCAGAGCUUCCUGUCUUCCCCGUCUGGCCAGGUCGCUCCGCACUCCUUUCCUGGCUACGAGGUGGCCACCAGUGCUUCUCUGGGCCCCGGGCGUGAGUACUGGUCUGAGCCGUACCACCCGGGGCCUGCCAUGUGCCAAGACCUGCCGAGGGCUCCCUGCCUGGCCUACGAGGACUCCUCACGCCACUGGGCCACCCCGGACAGCUUUGCAGAAGAGCGUACGAAGGUGCACCUCAAACUUUGUGGGAUCUUCCAUCCUCACCUGGUGGACACCGUCAUGAGCCGCUUCCCACACCUUUUGGACCCUCAGCAGCUGGCUGCCGAGAUCCUCACGUACAAGACACAACACCCUGGGGUGUGACACGGCUGGAGAGGGGACGCCCAACUCUAGGGGUGGGGCCGGGGCAGAACGUCCUUUGCUGC
Pseudonaja textilis is the source of this 2055-nucleotide messenger RNA. It is a transcript of the gene ZC3H12A, whose product is annotated as zinc finger CCCH-type containing 12A. Gene Ontology annotation, cellular component: cytoplasmic ribonucleoprotein granule; nucleus. NCBI's taxonomy places the organism in Eukaryota, Metazoa, Chordata, Lepidosauria, Squamata, Elapidae. Gene Ontology annotation, biological process: 3'-UTR-mediated mRNA destabilization. Gene Ontology annotation, molecular function: mRNA binding; RNA endonuclease activity; metal ion binding. The record is from RefSeq and is a predicted model, not a curated record.